Messenger RNA from Penicillium waksmanii, 186 nucleotides. RefSeq lists its product as uncharacterized. The coding region runs from base 1 to 186 and encodes 61 amino acids. The record is from RefSeq and is a predicted model, not a curated record. The transcript has a single exon. NCBI's taxonomy places the organism in Eukaryota, Fungi, Ascomycota, Eurotiomycetes, Eurotiales, Aspergillaceae.
AUGCGCUGCGCUGCCAUGCGAUGCCGAGUAAGAAAAUUCGCCGAUGGGCGAGACGACAUGUGCAGCGGUGCGGCACGGGGCGGCGUCACAGUGGCGCAUAUGGAUGCCGAGAACUAUCAGACCGAUAUGCACACAACGACCCAAUCAAGCUCUCGGUCCAAACGGAAAAUUUUCAUGGUUUCGUGA